This is a messenger RNA of Durio zibethinus, 1395 nucleotides long. NCBI's taxonomy places the organism in Eukaryota, Viridiplantae, Streptophyta, Magnoliopsida, Malvales, Malvaceae. The record is from RefSeq and is a predicted model, not a curated record.
GGCCCUGCAGCUGCUGAUAAAAUAAUAAAAGCCUGUCAGGUUUACUUACCAUUUUACUCAUCAAAGCCAAAAUUAAACCGAAAUCGAAGAUAAAGAAAUCCAAACCCAUCAAACUGAUCAUCAGAUAGGAACCUUCCUCACCCUUUCCCUUUCCCUUUCCCUCUUCUCUCCAUGACCCCCCACAACCAACCUUUCUUCUCCUUCUCCCAUACCUUUCCUUAAUUUCUUUCUCUAAUCUUUCAUGGAUAACCACAUGGAUUUACAAAGGAAACGCAUCAAUUAUGCUCUUCAGGGAAAAGUAAUGCUCUGCGCAGCCAUCUUUCUCUUCAUAGCAUUACUUUUCAUAAUCUGCUUUCACAAUUACGCUGGUCUCCUCUUCCGCAACCGCCGUCGGCGUUACACCCACCGUCGUGCUCAGCAAUUGCUCUCCAUUUCCUCUGCCACUCCAACCAGUACCGUUGCUUUCAAAGGUUUGGAUCCUUCUGUUAUUAAAACAAUCCCUACUGUUGUUUACUCCACCAAAGCCAGCCAUUUCCCUCCAUGCAAAUGCGCCGUUUGCUUGUCUGAGUUCGAGAACGACGAGAAAGUCCGCGUUUUACCCAAGUGUAGUCAUAACUUCCAUGUUGGCUGUAUCGACAUGUGGUUUUAUAGUCACUCUAACUGUCCACUGUGUAGAGCUCCGGUCCAAGUUGAUAUUCUGGUCAACCCACCUAAAAUAUUAGAGCAGACCGUCAUUCCAGUGGCUGAAGCAGCCGGUUUAGAGACUCCUAGAGAAGAUAUUGAAAUGAAGAUUUCUUCCGCUACUGCCUCUUCUUCUUCUUCUCCUUCGUUAUCGUCUUCGUCAUCACGGUCGACGUUGAAGAUGGAGAGUUGCCCCAUGAAAACACAAGAGCUAGAAAGGAUGGGAAUUCUUAUGGAGGUCCCCACUGGAGAAGACAGAUUAACGGGUGUUGAGGAUGUCGGUUCGGCUAAUCUGAUUCUGAGUCUGAAGAGGAUUUGGAACGUAUAAUAGGACUAGGAGUAGUAGAAUCUAAAACGCAUUUACUCAAAAAUGGCGUGGUUUGGUAUCUCUGGCAUGAGAGAAAAUAAUAAAAAAAAAAGAACUGCUGUUAGCAAAGACACAGUUCUUGAAAGAGAGCUGGCGCUUUGAUUUUGCAAACGUGUCAACCAUUCGUUGCCCAGCUUGAGCAACUCUUGCUUUGAAUCUGUAAACUUUUGUUAGAUGUUCCUGCACAGUUCAAUCAUGGCUGAACAUGGAGGAAUUACUUUGACUGGAAAACAAGCAAAUCUAGGCAAUGAAUUUUUCAGAUGUUACCGCCAAUAGUAACUAAGUACUACGAAACUUUUAAGUAAUUAAAAAGUAAAACAUAAGUUUGUAAGUCUUAUUAAAGAUAA